Messenger RNA from Seminavis robusta, 781 nucleotides. The record is from the annotation of a GenBank genome assembly. Lineage: Eukaryota; Bacillariophyta; Bacillariophyceae; Naviculales; Naviculaceae.
AAGCAUCUCUGCCUCGCCUCUUCGUCUAACGCCCCAUCAAUAAAAAGAGAAGAUGACCAUCAACAUUGGAAACUUUGCCGACUUGGACGGAAUCGGUGACUAUUUGGUGGACAGCAACAAGCACUUGAUUGGAUUGGAGGAUAUCGAUCAGAGCAAAUUCGACGAUGACGAAGCCGCUGGAUCCAAUCUCUUGGUGCACGUGAGAGACGAUGGAGAAGCCGACAUGCCUUCCAUCAAGCACGGUCUGCCACUCUUGGUAGCUGUCUAUGUGACGGCUGUCUUUGUCGCAUUGGGGCUGGUCGCCAUGAUCUUUUACUGCUCUCGGAAUCAAGAGAGGACAAAGUCCAAAAAGGAAGCCGUCAAGAAGGAAGAGAAAUCACAAGCCUUUCGCUCCAGCAUUUCCUGUCGUCCGUGGUCCAACGAUGCCGAUGCUUGGGGUGACAAGACGGCCUUCAUGUCCGAAGCCGGUUCCGAGAAUGGCGGCUGCUCGACCGACGACAACUCGUCGACCGAUUGUGACGACAUGGAAGAAGCGGUGAUUGUGGAUCAUCGACGACACACGCACGAUUGUCUCACCAUGGACGGUCCUACUGACGACGACGAAACGGCAGCAUGUUGCCGACUCUGCAACGAGCCGUUUGAAUUUGGUCAACCCGUCUACGACAGUAACAAUCCUCAAUGUGGACAUCAAUUUCACAAGGUCUGCCUUGAUCGAUGGUUGGAUGUUCAAAACACUUGUCCCACCUGCAAUCAACCAUAUGUACUGCAUACUACCGUAUGA